AACCAAACUCUCCUCCCAACUAAACGAUAAAAUCCUUAGAUUCUGCAGCAUACCAUUUACUCCUCUCUCUCUCUCUCUCUCUCUCUCUUAAGUCUUUUUGUUUGUUCUUUGCCUCUCCCCAGCUUUGAACUUUGAGCUCAAUACGUAGCACCCGUGGGAUUCUCUUUUAAACAACAAAAUAAUUUAAAAUGAGUAGUUGGUUGGGAUUCUCUCUCGUUCAAGAUGAUGGUAACCAAGAUUUUCCAGGAAAUGAAGAAAAAGAAGAAGAAGAAACAACCGCUACAAACAACGUUGGACAACAAGGAGAAGGAGAAGGUGGGUGUUUAGCUAAUCUCAUGUCUUUGCCUUCUCAUGGCUUUUUCGACCAAGCUGCCUCUUUGUACGACAAAAACAUGGUGGAAAGUCCUAAGCUGGAAGAUUUUCUUGGCACCUGUUACACUACUACAACCUCUCAAUCUCCUGAAAUCAACGUUAACGUUCCUCCAAACUUCACCACCGGAGAACACCUGAGCUCAUUCCCACCCACCACGGCCGCGCCGCCGCUUCCUUUCAACCCCGCCGCCAUGUACCCUUUCCUGUUCGAUAACUCCCCCUCGCCUACUGCAACUUCUUCUUCUUCUACUUCCAUUUCCGGGCUGAAAUCUUGGCUCAGACAAACGCCGCCGUUUCAACCUCUUUCCCUCGCCGUCACCUCUCACCCGGAAGAGCCUAUCCCUUCGCCGCCUUUGGCGGCGGUUUCCGAUGCCAGGAAGAGACCACCACCCGCCGCCCCGCGAAAAUCCGUUGACACUUUCGGCCAAAGAACUUCCCAGUACCGUGGUGUUACCAGACACAGGUGGACUGGGAGAUACGAAGCUCAUCUGUGGGACAACAGUUGCAGAAAGGAAGGACAAACCAGAAAAGGAAGACAAGUCUAUCUAGGAGGUUAUGACACGGAGGAAAAAGCAGCAAAAGCUUAUGAUCUAGCUGCUCUCAAGUACUGGGGUCCAACUACUCAUAUCAACUUUCCUCUAAGCAUGUAUGAGAAAGAGCUGGAUGAGAUGAAAAACAUGUCUAGGCAAGAGUAUGUUGCUCACUUAAGAAGGAAAAGCAGUGGGUUCUCGAGGGGAGCCUCUGUGUACAGGGGAGUGACAAGGCAUCAUCAACACGGGAGGUGGCAAGCUCGAAUAGGGAGAGUUGCUGGGAACAAGGACUUGUACCUCGGCACCUUUAGCACACAAGAAGAGGCUGCAGAGGCAUACGACAUUGCAGCCAUAAAGUUCAGAGGAACGAGUGCAGUGACCAAUUUCGAUAUUACUAGGUACGAUGUUAAGCGCAUUUGCUCGAGCACAACCCUCAUUGCUGGAGACCUUGCUAAGCGAUCCUCGAGUCAUGGCAAUCCCCUCGACGAGUUUAGCUCUGGUGCAUCCCCUUCUGCCUCUUCUCAAGCUGUUGCCAAUGGGGAUCACGAGACAGAUAUGGCGUGGAAUGCCAGCAUAGAUGGGGGUGAUCAGCAUGACAAAGAUGACAGGACGGGAGGCGAAAGCUCAGCUUCUCGGGGUUACUACGAGUUGCAAGGUCCCGAGUACGAGGAUGGAAACUGUGAAGGUGAAAAUCCUAGUAUUGUUCACCCAGCUCCCAUGUUUACAUUGUUGAAUGAGUGAAAGAUUGAAGAAGAAACUUAGUUCAGUGACAGAUGUAUAGUUGUAGGUUUCUGUGGUAAACUUAAGAAGAAGAAGAAACCAUUUCCUAAUGUUAAAGAAGGGAAAGUGAAAGAGAAGGUAGAGAAGCUAGAGAUCAAGAAUGGGUUAAAUUAUGAUAGAAUCUUACAACCAAGUAUUCUAAAGAAUGCAUGCCUCAUUUUUAAAUGAUGCUUGAUUUAUGGAAAAGUUUGCAGUUACUAUUA
Messenger RNA from Ipomoea triloba (trilobed morning glory), 1885 nucleotides. RefSeq names its product AP2-like ethylene-responsive transcription factor ANT. Gene Ontology annotation, molecular function: DNA-binding transcription factor activity; DNA binding. The record is from RefSeq and is a predicted model, not a curated record. Lineage: Eukaryota; Viridiplantae; Streptophyta; Magnoliopsida; Solanales; Convolvulaceae. The transcript is spliced from 8 exons. Bases 189 to 1643 code for a protein of 484 amino acids. Gene Ontology annotation, biological process: regulation of DNA-templated transcription.